AUGAUUCCCUGGAUUCAAGCUAUUCGCAUCGUGCAGGCCAUCUUCGGUCUGAUCGUCCUCGCCUUGACCGCCUAUGUGGUCAGCACCUAUUCCUGGUGGGCGUACUCCAGCACGGUCGAUUUCCUUCUCUUCCUGGGCUGCUGGACAUCCUUUGUCGCCGUCCCGUACCUCGGUGCGGCCCCGAUCUUCUUCCCUCGCCUCGCACACCACUAUGUGAUUCCUGCCGUCGAGGUGGUCACCAUGAUCUUUUGGUUUGCCGGGUUUAUCGCCCUUGGCGCAGAGCUGCCUCCGCCUGCGUACUGCCACUGGGGCGCAUGUAGUGCAAUGCAAGCAACCACCGUCUUUGGCGCAUUUGAAUGGGUUCUCUUCGCGGUGACGACUUAUUUCGCGGUCCUCGACCUUAUGAACCAUCGCAGGAGCGGUGAGACUGCCCAGAAGACGCAGCAUAAUGCUCAUCUUGGUGUUUAG
Penicillium maclennaniae is the source of this 468-nucleotide messenger RNA. RefSeq names its product MARVEL domain-containing protein. The transcript has 3 exons. Lineage: Eukaryota; Fungi; Ascomycota; Eurotiomycetes; Eurotiales; Aspergillaceae. Gene Ontology annotation, cellular component: membrane. The record is from RefSeq and is a predicted model, not a curated record. Bases 1 to 468 code for a protein of 155 amino acids.